Messenger RNA from Cyanidioschyzon merolae strain 10D, 1275 nucleotides. RefSeq lists its product with no specific name. NCBI's taxonomy places the organism in Eukaryota, Rhodophyta, Bangiophyceae, Cyanidiales, Cyanidiaceae. The transcript has a single exon. Gene Ontology annotation, cellular component: mitochondrial outer membrane. The record is from RefSeq and is a predicted model, not a curated record. Gene Ontology annotation, molecular function: ATP binding; ATP hydrolysis activity. Bases 1 to 1275 code for a protein of 424 amino acids.
AUGGCAGGGAAACGAGCGAGCGACGGUGCAGCGGCGAGCAACCCGUAUAACUCGCUGUUUGCCGACAUUCUUACGUCAGUAAUAUCCGUCACAGCCUUAUUCAUUGGUGCAAACAUUAUUCGAAAAAGGCUGGACCCAGCAUUUGAAUCGAAGAAGGAGCUUGAACGACGUCGCAAGGAGCUCGAGGAGCGCCUCCGGAAGCAACGCAGCAGCUGUGGGCGGCCACCGCUGGACCUUUCGGACUUGACCCCUAACGAAGAGGUUGUCGCGCACUAUCUGGUCGAUCCUGACGAACUUGAUGUGCAGUCAUUGGAUGAUGUUGGCGGCCUAGAAGAAAUCAAAGAGGAACUGCGCGAACUUGUGAUCUUACCGUUCCAUCGCCCCGAACUCUUUCCUCCCGGCUCGCUUUUGCAACCGCCAAAAGGGAUCCUUUUAUAUGGACCGCCAGGAACUGGGAAAACGAUGCUCGCGAAAGCACUUGCAGCUGAGUCAAAGGCGUGUUUCUUAGCUAUUUCGCCAGCGACGCUGUUGAGCAAGUGGGUUGGCGAAACGCAGCAGCUCACCCGGGCAGUCUUCUCGCUCGCGUACAAAAUCCAGCCGUGCAUCAUAUUCAUCGAUGAGAUUGACGCGCUGUUCCGCACGAGGAGUGCGCAGGAUCACGAGGUAUACCGGGAUUUCAAAGCGGAGAUGAUGCAGCUCUGGGACGGAUUGACGACGGACUCCAGCGCCCAAGUGCUGGUACUGGGUGCCACGAACCGUCCCUGGGAUGUCGAUACAGCGAUACAACGUCGGAUGCCGAGGAGCUUCCUGGUGGACCUCCCGGGCGUGGAACAACGCAAGCGCAUUCUUGAUGUCAUUCUCCGGUCCGACAGGCACCGCUUGGAGGCAUCUACCGAAGAACUCGCGAAGCUUACCGAAGGUUAUUCGGGAAGCGAUUUGCGCGAGCUCUGCAGGGCCGCUGCGCUUCUUGUCCUACGAGAUGCAAUGCGCGAAGCCAAAAAGUGCGGCGUCGACGUUUCCCAAGUGCAGCUGCGCAGCAUGCGACUUGAGGAUUUUGAGCGAGCGAUGGAGCGAGUAGCACCGACCGGUGCCCAUGCUGAAAUUUUUCGGUACCGCCAAACUCUGGAACGUGUGCGGAAGCUGCGCGUCGCGCAAGAAAACAGUAAUGUAGAGUCCAGAGAACCCGAUGAGCAAACAUUGGUUGCCGGAAUCGAGGAGGCGCUCCUGGUAGAGGCUAAUGAGUUUGUGGAGCGCGUUGGUCGUCGGCUGGGCUGA